CGCGCCGUGGACCUUCCACGGGCUCCUGCGCGCGCUGUAGGCAGAAUCGCUGGCGCUCCACUUUAUGAAUGGAUGGGAGUGGCGCUGUAGUGUCAGUGUCAGCGUCGUCACGCUGCUAAUAGGCGCUGGCGUUCGUCAGUGGACUUGACAGGACAGCAAGUGGACAGCAUACGACAGCGGCCAGAGCGAGACGGAGUCCGGCUUUGGGGGCAAAAGGCAACUGGACGCGAUUCGGUGAGCACGCAAUGUGACAGACAGACAGACAGGGGCAGUUCACAUGUUACAGGGUGGGAGGAUGGGUUAGGGGAGACAAAGGAAUCGCAGGCAUGUAGUUUUUUGACCGCCCGUAGACAACUUGGACACGUUUGUGAGGACUGAAUAUUAAAAAGUUACAUUCCCUGUUAUCACGCUGAGGGACUCACAUGAUUCACAGCGACUUUUUGAUUCGCGCGAUUCAUUUGACCCCCAGACCAGUUGAAAGACCUACUUUGUUUAGUCAUUUUGGGGUUUGUGGUUACGUCGCUAUCUGGAUUUACGAGCUGCAUUCCUUCAGAGUUGUGGCAAAGUAGAGAGAUAAUCGUACCCGUCUCUUUUCAAAGGCGUGACAAACUCUCAAAGGGCGAGACAGAAAGCUCGCAUCAGCACCACGCCAGCACACUUCGUCUUUGUCUGUUUGGAAGAGACUCGUCGAUCUCAGAACUGUUGAAGGACACAUAACUGGAUGCUUUUGUAAGAAGGCAGAGCACUUUACUGAAGCGCGUAACCCGAAAGAUUCACGAGGCGAAAUCUCAAGGGCCCUCUCCAUGGAUAUAGACACAGAUUAUGAGCGACCUAAUGUGGAGACCAUAAAGUGUGUGGUGGUGGGUGAUAAUGCGGUGGGCAAGACCCGACUGAUCUGUGCCCGUGCCUGCAAUGCCACCCUUACUCAGUACCAGCUGCUUGCCACCCACGUGCCAACUGUCUGGGCCAUCGACCAAUACCGUGUGUGCCAGGAGGUGCUGGAGAGGUCACGAGAUGUGGUGGACGAGGUCAGUGUCUCCCUCAGGCUGUGGGACACAUUUGGAGAUCAUCACAAAGAUAGACGCUUCGCUUAUGGCAGAUCAGAUGUGGUAGUGCUGUGCUUCUCUUUGGCCAAUCCGAACUCCCUGCGCCAUGUCCGCACCAUGUGGUUCCCUGAGAUUAAGCAUUUCUGCCCCCGCACCCCGAUCAUCCUGGUGGGCUGCCAGCUGGACCUGCGCUAUGCUGAUCUGGACGCUGUUAACAGGGCUCGCCGGCCUCUGGCCAAACCCAUCAAACCCACAGACAUUCUUCCCCCAGAACGAGGCCAUGAGGUCGCUAAGGAGCUUGGCAUUCCAUACUAUGAAACAAGCAUCGUCGCUCAGUUUGGAGUAAAGGAUGUUUUUGACAAUGCUAUCCGUGCUGCACUCAUCUCUCGACGCCACCUUCAGUUCUGGAAGUCCCAUCUAAAGAAGGUUCAGCGUCCCCUCCUUCAGGCUCCCUUUCUUCCUCCCAGACCACCACGACCUGUCGUGGGCAUCCCUGAUCCUCCUCCCAUUGAUGGAGAAGGUCCAGACUCUCUUUUCUGCCAACCGUUGUGUGGAGACGUCCUGUUUCUCCUCCAGGCCGGGGCCACUCGUGUUCUUGCCCACAAGGUGUACCUGGCCACUUCCUGCUCAAAGUUCUAUGACCUUUUCACCAUGGAUCUUGGAGAGGCAGGGAUGGAGCAGGAGGGUGAGGAGAGCUCAGAGGGGAGCGAGGAAGAGGAGCAAAGCCGUAGAGGAGCCAAAGAGCAGGCUGGGCGUACCAAGAGCCUGGACAUUGAUAAGGAGAGUGAAGGAGGCACUAGGGGUUCAGAUAGGCUGCUCAUGUUGCAGCAAGGCUCACUGAGGACUUCACAGAGCGAUAACGCUCUACCUGCCAGGGACCAGCACUCUAUAGGACCUCUGGGAUCAGGCCGUGCUCUUUUGGGAUGGGGGCGUGGUUUCUUGGGGGUAUACUUGGAGAGGGUGGAUGACCCUGUGACAGGUUGUCCGAGACUCAUGACAGUAGUUUCAAUGGAUGAUCUCAUUCAGAAGGGGCCUUUCCAGGCAGUGCUGCAGUACCUAUAUACGGGUCACCUGGAUGAGACACGUGGGGAUCUGAUGCAUGUGGCCACCAUCGCCGAGCUUCUGGAGGUCUUCGACCUCCGUAUGAUGGUGGCCAACGUCCUGAACCGUGAGAGCUUCAUGAACCAAGAGAUCACCAAAGCCUUCCAUGUGCGUCGUGCCAACCGCAUCAAAGAGUGCCUGAGCAAGGGCACCUUUGCUGAUGUGGUGUUUCGACUGGACGAUGGGUAUCUGCCAGCCCACAAGCCACUGCUCAUCUCAAGCUGUGAUUGGAUGGCAGCCAUGUUUCGUGGGUCCUUCAUGGAGAGUUACAUUGAGGAGGUCUCUAUCCCCAACACCAGUUGUGCCUGCAUGAGAGCCGUUCUGGAGUUUUUGUACUGUGGUGUGUUAACACCUUGUCCUGAACUGGAGCCAAUUGACCUUAUAAUACUAGCCAACCGCCUCUGUCUUCCCCACCUUGUAGCUCUUACAGAGCAACAUGCCGUUGAGGAGCUGUUGCAGUUGUCCGUUAAAGGGGUGGACAUUGAUGGCCAUGUGCUGGCCUAUCUGGAGAUGGCUCAGUUCCACAAUGCCAAGCAGCUCUCUGCCUGGUGUCUGCAUCACAUCUGCACCAACUACAAUAGCGUUUGUCGAAAAUUCCCUAAAGAUAUGAAGACUAUGUCUCCUGAAAACCAGAAACACUUUGAGAAGCACCGCUGGCCCCCUGUCUGGUUCCUGAAGGAGGAAGACCGCUACCUUCGUUCUCAAAAAGAGCGAGAGCGUGAGGAGGAGAUCUUACGCAAGCAGCACACCAAAAGGGGCUGGUGUUUCUGGAGACAUCCAUCUUCCUCAGCACCCCACAUUUCCUGAGGGUCUGUGUCCAUCCAUCCAUUCAAACCCUCUGUACCCCUCUCCCUCAUCUCAGUCCAGAGGCAUGUAGCCAAGCCUGGGGAGCCCUGUUUCUGUGCAUCCAUCCCGACUGCUGGAAGCGAGUCUGGGUCUUCUUUGCCUCUGAGCUUUAACCUUCCCUCCCGCUUUGGGCCUUAGCUGGCUGCCCGCCAUGAGAGCUCGAAGCAUAUGUGUCAUUAAAUGGGAGACGGCUCGGAGAAAGUCUGAAAUCUUUCUCACUCUCAAUGUUACAUGUUCUACUAAGCGAAUGCAACAGGUCUAGCCGCAGCAUCACAUAGGGAAUAGCAUCAUUGCAGUGACCUGCUUUCGCCUCUUAAGACUGUUAUUAUUAUACAAGACCACACACGCACUCACACCAGCACCCCGUCUGAGCGCCGGCGCUCUGGGAAAACCAUCAUGUUCAAUGCCUACAAGCUGAAACAUAGCUUAGCUUUGAAUACAAAUAGCAACUAAAAUGGUGGCAGGGAUAUAUAUAAAAUAAUAAAUUGUUCAGAUAAAGGGGUUAUUGCCCUUGCCUAUAUUCUCACUAAAAACAGUUCUCCAUUUUGGAUCUUCCAUUGCCCCAUAUUGGCUCUGAAUACCAAUCUGUUGCCUACUGAAGAACUGUUUUUUCAGAUUGGUUGUCCUGUUACUAAAUUUUGCUCAUGUGGUAGAACAGAAGGGGUGUGUAGUUCAGGUCUGUCACUCACUAAAAAAACUCAAGGCCAGCACCAAAGACAGACAUACACACAGACAACUCAUUCAAACACAAACGCCUUACCAAAAUCUGCAGAAACAAAGAGUUGACAGCAAGUAAACUACAGAAUUAGGGCUAUUUUACCACUGCCAGGACAGUAUUAACAGUCAUGGCUGUUAUAUGACGUUCUGUAGAUUGAGCUUUGUGAUAUGACCACUAGCAAGCUCCUCGACUUGCUUGCCUUUCACCUCCACCACUGGGGGGCAUCCAUGCCUUCUGAGUUUACCCUGCUUUUUAGAAACUAUUAGCUACUCAUUUGUUUGUUUCAGAUCUUCACAUCCUUGUGAAAUGCACUUGUUUUUGUAGCACUACUUCAGUCUGAGAUAUUGGCAAACCAAAAAGUAGAUUGCAAUGUUUAGUAUUCCUUCGCCAUUCCCCUCUAUUACUCCUCUGCUCCUCUACCUCUGCAGUUAGCCAAACUGAGGGAGAAACUAUGGAUCCACUUCCUGUAGUGUUUGAUACGUUGCAAUGUGAUGCUUCACUUUGCACUUUACAUACACAGAUACAAUCGGUGCUCAGGAUUAACCGGCUAAAUGUCACAGCGUUCAACCUUUCACCCAUUAUAUCUUUUAAGGGGCGGUUACACUAGACUUUGAGCAACAGGUGUGAUGUGAUGUCACGCUAUGUUGUGU
Messenger RNA from Carassius carassius (crucian carp), 4361 nucleotides. It is a transcript of the gene rhobtb4, whose product is annotated as Rho related BTB domain containing 4. Bases 804 to 2954 code for a protein of 716 amino acids. Gene Ontology annotation, biological process: small GTPase-mediated signal transduction. The record is from RefSeq and is a predicted model, not a curated record. Gene Ontology annotation, molecular function: GTP binding; GTPase activity; protein binding. The transcript is spliced from 12 exons. NCBI's taxonomy places the organism in Eukaryota, Metazoa, Chordata, Actinopteri, Cypriniformes, Cyprinidae.